This is a messenger RNA of Trichobilharzia regenti, 369 nucleotides long. The record is from the annotation of a GenBank genome assembly. NCBI's taxonomy places the organism in Eukaryota, Metazoa, Platyhelminthes, Trematoda, Strigeidida, Schistosomatidae.
AUGCAGCGUUUAACGUUGAGGCGAAGGCUGUCGUAUAACACCAACUCCAACAAGAGGAAGAAAGUCAAAACUCCUGGAGGAAAAGUUGUCUACAUUUAUGUAAAAAAGCGAGGGACAUUUCCUAAAUGCGGCGACUGCAAAAUCAAACUUUUUGGUAUUAAGCCUUCAAGGCCUAGAGAGAGGACUUCAAUGAGCAAACGAUUGAAGACUGUCAAUCGGCCUUAUGGGGGAUCACGUUGCCAUACCUGUGUUCGCAAUCGUGUAAUACGUGCAUUCAUGAUGGAGGAGCAAAAAGUGCUCAAACAACUCGUCAAGGAGCAGAAGAGAAGAGAAAAGAAAGCGCAUCCUGUAGAACACAAGAAAAAAUAA